Messenger RNA from Leptinotarsa decemlineata (Colorado potato beetle), 4012 nucleotides. Its product is annotated as nose resistant to fluoxetine protein 6. Gene Ontology annotation, molecular function: acyltransferase activity, transferring groups other than amino-acyl groups. The record is from RefSeq and is a predicted model, not a curated record. NCBI's taxonomy places the organism in Eukaryota, Metazoa, Arthropoda, Insecta, Coleoptera, Chrysomelidae.
ACUAGCGGUUAGUCGUGUAAAAACCUUCAAGACGUUAGAACUUGGUCGAAUCCUGAAAUUUCAAAAUGAUCGCGCGGGUAAAAAAGAAAUUCGUGUUGGGUCUAUUGGUAAUUUUAAAUUUGUCGACAACAGUUAGCGCAAAUGAAGGCAAAAAUGAAUCAGUCGUGAUGAAAAUCAAUAAUAUGACGUACAAUAUACAUCCAAGAAUGAUGAUUAGUCAACAUAACGCGAAAUUGAAAGAGAGGAAUGAAACAAACAUCAUCAGUAACGUAAACACAAGUGCAGAAGAAGUGAAUAUGACUGAGAAAUCACAGAAUAUGUCGAAGUCGAAUCCUGAUGAAAAAUCAGAGUCGAAAGCUCCUGCAUUAUAUUUCCCAUACAACCUCCGUAUAAUAAGUGAAAUAUUACAAAAAUUGGAGAACAAAGAAUGUGUAGCCGCUACAACUCAAGUCAUUGAAGCUAUGACAAGACAUGAAAGAUGGGCCUUAGAAUUAUUCGAUUCAUUUGCGAAAUUCCCAGUGGGCAUCUUAUACGGAAAUUAUUAUCAAAUGGGGAACUUCGACGAAUGCGUUGGCGUACGGAAGCAUAUCGAAAUGAAAGACCUUCAGGGUCAAUACUGUUUAGCGGACAUAUAUUUCAAACAAAAAAACGAAAGGGUGGAGAGGUCUAUAAAUCUACCACUGAAGAAAUACCGUUAUGCUUUCAACAACAGCCUACUACAUUGGGGCAUAUGUUUACCAUCAGCUUGUACGACGCUAGACUCUGAAAUUUUCACACGUGAAAUAUUCGCUUCUUCCGCUGAAAAUUUCGAAGUGGUUUCUGUUUCGGUAGAUCCAAUCAAAUGCACUGUCAAUAAAUCUCCGCCAUUCACCACUUUGGAAAUUGUUUACGGGUGUAUAAUAGGAUGUUUUCUCAUAUUCACAAUUCUAGCUACUCUCGUCCAUUGUUGUUACAUUCAGCAAAUGAGGAAGGCUGCUAAAUACAGUGUAGACACCCUCAGGCAUGAACAGUCUGAAAACGCUUUGAAAAAAAUUCUCAUUUGUUUCUCAAUUAUUCAAACUACUGGGAAGUUAUUGCAGACAAAAUCUAAUGAGUCAAACUUGGAAUGCAUCUGCGGAAUAAAGUGUAUAUCCAUGAUUUUGAUAAUCAUUGGGCAUUCGUUGGUGUUCAUAUUUGGUGGUCCAGUCGAAAAUAAAGAUUUUUUUGAAAAGGAGCUAACAAGAGUUGAAAAUGGACCUCUACUGAACAAUCCACUGCUGGUGGAUAAUUUUUUACUCGUAAGUGGCUUUUUGAUGUGUCGACUUCUACUAAUUGAAUUAGAAAGAAGGAAAGGAAAAUUGAACGUUGUCAUAAUUUAUGCUGCUAGAUACAUCAGAUUGACGCCUGUCUACUUGAUUGUUAUAGGGUUCUACACUACGUUUCUACACAGGACAGCAUCCGGUCCAUUUUGGGAAUCAAGAGUAGGCUUGGAACGAGAUAGAUGUUUGAACUCUUGGUGGACAAAUAUCUUAUAUAUCAACAAUUACGUCAACUCGGAUCAAUUGUGUAUGUUCCAGUCAUGGUAUUUGUCGGUCGACUACCAUCUGUUCAUUAUAGCUCCUAUUAUAAUAUAUCCUUUGUGGAGGUGGAGAAAAAUAGGAGAAAUCAUUCUAGUUGCUUGUACCUUAAUUUCGGGAGCAAUUCCCUUGUGGAUAACUUAUAUGAAGAAUUUGGAUCCUACCUUACUGGCGUAUCCCUCGGAGUUGGAAGACAUAUCAACAAACUUCUAUUACAUGAAUGCCUACAUAAAAACCCAUAUGAGAUCAAGUUCCUACUGUAUUGGCAUUUUCCUUGGGUAUUUGGUGCAUAGAUUACAAAGCUCAGGGAUAAAGAUGCGACCAUCCAUACUUACCUUAGGAUCAAUUUUGGCAACUUUAUUGGGAACUGUGUCGAUGUAUUCAAUAGUGAUAUUUUUUGAUCCAGGACAUACGGAAAACAUGAUUGAAAAUGCAGUUUAUGCUUCAUUGCAUAGAAUUGGCUGGAGCUUGGCCAUAGGAUGGGUAAUCCUAAUAUGUGUUACGGAUCAUGCAGGAAUAGUAAACAAAUUUUUAUCCUACAGAGCUUUCAUUCCUCUGAGUCGACUGACCUACUGUGCAUAUCUGGCAAAUGGCAUAAUUGAGAUCUAUAACAUGGGUAAUUUACGUUUUUUUUUUCAGGCAAACAAGUGUCUUGCCCAUGUGUUAUUAACCUACAGUAUGGCAUUUGUUCUUUGCAUCAUAUUCGAAUCACCUAUACACGGUUUGGAAAAAAUACUGUUGACCAAACACAAAGUCAAGGAAUUGAGGGAGAUUUCGUCACUAAGACCACUCGAAGGAACAUAAAAUUGAAGUAUUCAACAUAAGAAUAUCAUGUUCUUGGUGAAUUUUAAAGUUACAUCCACGCAUUGGAAGAUGAAUUUAUUAUGGGGUAUUAUCCAAUGAACUGUGCAGUAUAUAGAGGAUGAAGAAAAUUUAUUUAUAAGUUUAUUCUGUGAUUUUUUUGCUCAUAAAGGCAUUCCAAUUGAGAUAUACUUUACUUUCGGAAAUAAAAGCUACAGGGUUUUGAGACCUACCUAAUGAUGUAGACAAAUAAUUGCUUACAAAUAUUUCUUUUGCAUAACAGCAUAAUGAUGCUUUGUGACUAUCUUAUUUCAGCAAUCGAAUAGUGAAUGAAUUUUCUGCAUCUGGUAAUAUUACAAUCAAAAACAGAAUUGAAAUAAACUCUCACACCCCUCAUGGCUUUCCUGAAUUGUAUGCAAAUCUGUUUUUAUGAUAAAUGGAUUAGUGAAAUUGUGUAAUUUCGAAAAAAAAAAUAGAGAAAAAUAUCAAAUCUUGAGGUUCCUCUGAAGUCUCUGUAGUAGUGUAUAAAUUUUUUUACAAUAGAUGGCAACCACUGAAAUAAUUAUUCCUAACGAAAUGAAUCAAAAGAAGUCAUCUGCCACUGCUUGAAAAUGCCAACUUUCUUCAUAAUUGACGUGAUUAUUGAUUAUAAAAAUGUUUGAUUAAAACUCUCAUGUUUCGCAAAAAACAAAAAGUGAAAAUUAUAUUUCUAAACACAGUUUGGGAAAACACGUCGAAAGAUAAAUACAUCCACCAUUCCUUACCAGUUUUUCGAAGACUUCUGAGCACAUUAGAUGAUUUUACGUUAAAACAACUUGACGCAGUAAGAAAACGAAGUUUGCCAAGUUUAGAAAAAUUCGGGAAUUGAAAUAAUUAUAUAAUUAUAAUUUAAUUUAAAAGAGUUUUUUACUUCAGUAUCUCGAAAAUCGCACUGGGUUUUUUCUGGAGUGUAACUCUUGUCCUGGAAAAAAUGUCAAAUAUAGGUACUAUACGUUUUUUGUGAGACUGUGAAAAAGUGCAUUUUUUAUAUUUUCGACGAUAACUAUGAAGCUUCAAAUCUUUCACUUUUUCACUGACAUAGAAAAAUGAACCACAUAGUAUCUUUGAUGCGUUACUACUUUCUGUUCAGAUUUUCGAGGUGAACUUAUGAAAACAUUCAAUUCUUGAAUUUUCAAUUGAAAACUAGGAAAGCUUUAUUUUUUGUACAUCAGGUUGAGAUUUUCAUAGAUGACGUCAUAGUACCACAAUUUUCAAUUUGGUGAAUUGCUACUCCACCAUUUUGGAAAGAAAUGGGCAUUUGUGUUAUUUCGUAUAUACAGGGUUAUUUUUAGAAGUCUUUGCUUGGAUUCAUUUCCAAUCAAACCAAAAUAGUUUUUUAAAUGUUUUUUCAUUAGAAAUAUCGGGUCAAAUGAAUUAUACCUCCAUGAUGGAUUUUAAAUUCAAAAAAAUACUGAAUGGAACUGUGUACAAUGAUUUCGUUGCCACCUGGUAUAGCUGCUAUCGUUUUGCAACUUCUUAAACUGAUUUAUUAGAAGUUCCAGCUCAUGGAAAAUGUAUUUUUCCACAAUCUAUAAAAAUUCCUUGAUCAUUAAACAAUCUAAGAAGACUUCUAAGAAAAUUUGUAAUGAGAAGACUGAUUAAAACAUUCGAAAUUG